Molecule: messenger RNA, 513 nt
Organism: Peronospora belbahrii
Lineage: Eukaryota; Oomycota; Peronosporomycetes; Peronosporales; Peronosporaceae
Source: the annotation of a GenBank genome assembly
AUGCUUGUAUCUACACUCUAUCGUAGUAACCACCAUUCGGGUAUCCACGUGGCUGAGUUCCUGGUUGAACGACAACGGGGUUCACGUAGACAACGCGGUCCUGCGACGGCGCAUGGCGACGACGAUCAUGAUGACGUCGAUCGAAUCAUUGCCAUCAUUUCGAGCAAGAAUUAUGAUGGAUAUGCAGUUGUUGCAUUAGAUGGAGUGGGAAUUUUUCCUGUGGUCGAACGCAUUACAGCGGAAAGAAUACCAACUAGAACAUUAAAGACUGGACAAGUGGCGUGCAUUACGACGGGAUCUCCUGUUCCGGACGGGGCUGAUGCUGUUGUAAAGAUUGAAAAUACGAGGAGUGUUGAUGGUAGGGAGAUCGAAAACGAAGUGACGGUGAAUAUCUUAAGGUCUGUAAAGAUAGGCGAGAAUAUUCGUCCCGUUGGGUCAGACAUCCGCUCUGGAGAGUUGCUCGUGGAUGCGCAUGAGAGAUUACAUAUAAAGCAGAAGAUAAUAUUGUUUUAA